Molecule: messenger RNA, 3828 nt
Organism: Arctia plantaginis
Lineage: Eukaryota; Metazoa; Arthropoda; Insecta; Lepidoptera; Erebidae
Source: the annotation of a GenBank genome assembly
AUGUUUAAAAAAUUAAAGGACAAACUAGCUGAAGAGGUAAAAUCGUCGCCUCAAAGAAUACAACAAUUUGCUCAGGCUGCUCAGGCUGCUGUUACAUCUGCAUCUAGCAGUAUAUCUGAUAUUACAAACAGUGAUUUGUUCUCUAUAGGUGAUAAUGACUCACAACAACAAGCAGCUAAGUCACAAAGAACACUCAACAGUCAACAGAAUACAUUCCAAGAUGUUUCUCUUGUACAGCCAAUUCAACCUUCUUCAGAAUCAGCAGACUAUAGUACUGCCUCCCAAGAUAUACUUGAUAAUCAAAGGCAAAGAAGACUGUCUAACAGCUCCUUUGCUAGUGAUGUAUCAUUCAGAUUACCAAGUUAUGAGACUCCUUCUAUGUAUCAUUUACAAUCUGAUAUGGAAGUAUCUGCCAGUGAAGCUGAAGAAAGAGGAUUCUCUAGUGGAACAGUAAGUCUGGAUAGAGUAACGAAGGAACAACUCUAUGCUGCUUAUCGCCGCACACAAGAGCGAUACACCAAAUACAGAACACAAUAUGGUGACCUUGCACGACACUAUAAAUUGCUUGAGAGAGAAAAUGCUAAAGCGAGGAGUGUAUUAGUCGAAACACAAGAUAAGGCUUUAAGGAGAAUAUCAGAAUUACGUGAACAAUGUUCCUUGGAACAAAGUGCAAAGGCUCAUCUGGAAAAAGCUCUUCGUAUAGAAAUCGACGAGAAAAACAUGAAAAUCGAAGCGCUUAAUACAAAAGUACUAUUAUUACAGAGUAGUGCAGAUAUCAGUUGCAAUAACGACAAAAAUGAGAGCAUACAUAAACCGUCUGAAGGUGAUGUACAAUUAAUUAAUCUUUCUAAUGACAAUGAGAUACAGCCAAUUUCGCAAAAGAGAGAAACAAGUAGCGAUUCAGAAGCGGAAAUACUUGCAUUAAAUCAUAAGAUUGAGAAAAUGGAACAGUUAUUAAACAAGUAUAAAGAUUCACUCAAAACGAGUAAAGAGAAAAACUCUCAAAUUCAUGCGGAACAACAAAUGUUGUCAAACGAACUUGAAACUAAAAACAAAGAAAUCCACGAUUUAAAACUCACAGUUGCGCAACUGACGGAAGCUAAACAGAAAAUUCAAGAAUUAACAUAUUUAAACGAAGAAUUGCAAAACAAAUUAACUGAGUAUGAAUUUAACAAAACGCGGGAGCGUUCCACACUUGAAGCUGACUAUCAAGAAGCACAAGAAGAGAUCGCAAAAUUGAGUAGCAAAAUUGAAGUAUUUAGUAAAAGAGAAGAAGAAUACGCCAUUUCUUUAGCAGAAAAUAAAUUAAGUAUACAUAAAGAAUUAGAGAGUAAAGAAGCAGAAAUAAGGUCACUAAAAGAUAAUUUAGAUAUUAGCAAGAAAGAAAUACUUUCUCUAAACAUAGUUGUAAAUGAUUACAAAAAAAACCUAUCAUUAUUGGAAACAGAGCGAUCAAAACUAAUGCAAGACAGUACGGAAUUGAAUUUAACUAAGUCUAAAAUUGCAGACAUGGAAGUGCAGAUUGAAGAACUUUCUAGGAAAUGUCAAGGUUUAGAACAGUUCAAAACAAAAGCAGAUGAAGGAUACAAAUGUCUUCAGUUACAAAUGAAACAAGAAACGGCUGAAAAACUAGCAAUGAUUGAUAGAAAUGUAUACUUAGAAAAUAGAAAUACUCAUCUAAGUGAAGAAAAUGCUAAGAAAAGUACCCAAAUAUGUAACUUAGAAAGUGAAUUACAGAAAAAAGAAAAAGCUAUAAAAACACUCACAACUGAAGAUUCCAAAAAUAAUGAACUUGUUGCAGAACUUAAUGUGUGGAAAGACAAAUAUUCCAAAUUAGAAUCAGAAAUUCAAGAAGAAAGAGAUGAACUAAUUAAAUUACAAUCUGAAAUCGAAAAAUUAUUAGCAAAUCAUGAAUUAUUGCAAUCACAGAAUAUUGAGUAUAGAAAAGUUGUAUCUGAUUUAAAAUCAGAAAACGCAUCUUUGCAAGACAGAUUGGUGAAAACCAAUAAACUUAAAUCAAGUUGUUUAAAACUUGUGAAUGAAAUCAAAUCAAUUAAGAAUUUAACUAAGUUAAUAUCGAAUGAUGCAAAAUCUCUACAAAUAAUAAACAACCAAGCGUUUAUAUCCCUUGUUGAACAAAUAAAUUAUGCGUUGAACAAUGCAUCUCAAAGCGACCAUAAUUUAUAUUCAGACACACAACUAAAAAAUAUUACUUUACAACAAGAAAUAGAAUCCCUCAAGGUAAAAUAUGAUACUCUAUUACAACAAUUCCAAUUAAUAGAAAAUGACAACAAUAAUUUUAAAUUAACAAUUAGUGAAUUUGAAUCAGAAAAGACCACUAUAGCUGAACAAGCGAAAAAUCAGUAUGAAAUGGCCAUGCAGCAAUUGAACUGUGCAAAAGAAGAAAAUGAAAAUUUAUGUCAUAAAGUCAAUGAAAUGGAAAAUAAUUUUCAAAAUUUGCAAAUAGCCAUGGAAUUUGAGAAGAAACAAUAUUUAGAGACUCUUGAAAAAUUAAAGACAUCAGAAAAUAAAAAACAAGACUUAUUAGCAAAACUUGAAAAUAUAGAAAAAGAAAACGAUUUAGUUAGUAAAGAAUUAGAUGCACUUAGAGAAAUACAUAGAGUUUCUGUAGAAGAAGCAAAUAGUGUUAAAUGUGAAAAAUCUGAUUUAUUAAAUGAAAUAAAAAACAAAGAUGAUCAAAUAGCGUCAGUCAAUACCCUCCAAGAAGAGUACAAUGCCCUGACUUUGGAAAAUAUAUCGUUAAAAAGUCAAGCCGAAAGCUUAGCUGACAGUUAUAAAACUUUGGAAACUGAGAUCAGUGAUGUACGCAAGGCACAUGUAGAAGUAGUCUCUGAAAAAGAUCGAUUAAGUAAGGUAAUUGAACAACUGGAGAGUAGUGCAUGUAAAACCACUCGCGACCAAGAUAGUCAGACUGAUAAUGAAGGUGAACAACCAAUAAAGAAUCAGAUUGUGAAUGUUGGCGACCAACGUAUAGUCCUCGACAAUAUAAGUAAUGUCAUGGAUAAGAAUUUAGAAAACCUUCGAGAGUCUCAGCUGGUUCAAAACGAUGAUAAUGAACUAUCUAAUAAAUAUAUUUCGAUAAAAACUGAAUACGAUCUAUUGAAAGACGAAAACAGACGUUUCAAAUCAGACAUUGAAGGUCUCCAAACAUACUUGACGAAAAUAUCUAAAGAAAACAGUAUCUUAAAUGAUAAACUUAGAGAACUGAUAGCUACAAGUGAACAUUCCAUUGACAAUACUGACUUCAGUGAUUUAUCAGAAUUGAAAAAUGAUUUCCAGACAAGCAAAGAUAAAAUAGAUGAUUUAUUGAGAGAAAAUAAUUUACUAAUUGAAGAAAACUUGGAACUUAAAGACCAAUUACAGUUCCAAAAUCAUCCCCAAACCAAUAUCAGAUCAUCUGACAAAGAAGUCGCCUUAAUCAACGAAAAGUACAAUAAUUUAUUACAAGUCAACAGUACAUUAGAACAACGAUUAGCCGAUUUAGAACAAAUGAAUAAAUCUUUUAAUGGCACUAUGACGCAAGUGCAAGAUAAAAACGAAAAAUUAAGGAUAUCCAAUGAAAAACUUGAGAGGAGGCUGGACGAAGCACUUGUAAGUUUAAGGCACUUACAUUCAUUGCAAGAAAAUACUGAACUCGAAUACUUGCGGAACAUUCUUUAUGAGUACCUCACGGGCUCCGGUAUGCAUUCCGUUACAUUAGCUAAGGUGCUAUCUGCCAUUGUAAAAUUUGACGACAUGCAAACAAAACUAGUUCUGCAAAAAGAAAAGGAAAGACAAGGAUUCCUACGGCAACUGGGCAUUAUCUGA